This is a messenger RNA of Micropterus salmoides (largemouth bass), 2943 nucleotides long. RefSeq names its product cytochrome P450 27C1. Bases 81 to 1676 code for a protein of 531 amino acids. NCBI's taxonomy places the organism in Eukaryota, Metazoa, Chordata, Actinopteri, Centrarchiformes, Centrarchidae. The record is from RefSeq and is a predicted model, not a curated record. Gene Ontology annotation, molecular function: oxidoreductase activity, acting on paired donors, with incorporation or reduction of molecular oxygen; monooxygenase activity; iron ion binding. Gene Ontology annotation, cellular component: mitochondrial inner membrane. The transcript is spliced from 9 exons. Gene Ontology annotation, biological process: cholesterol metabolic process; C21-steroid hormone biosynthetic process; glucocorticoid biosynthetic process.
GGAGGGGGUGUAACACAAUAAAAGUCUGUCACACACACACAUCUCCAAAACCAGUCGGACAUCAGCCACUCAGCUCCAUCAUGGGCUCCCCGGCGGCGGCUGCUCGGCCUCUCCGGCUCUCUGCGCUCUGCUCCCGGGCUCUGCCGGCGGCCCGGGCCGGUCUGGACCUCCGAAACAGCGCCAGAAGAAACCUGAACGUUCAGGCGGCGACUGAGGGCGGGAAGCUGAAGACUAUCGAUGACCUGCCGGGGCCCAGUUUAUCCACGACCCUGUACUGGUUAUUUGUCAAAGGAUACGCGGACAAGAGCCACUUACUGCAGGGCGUACAGAAGAAUCUUUACGGGCCCAUCUGGCGCUCCACGUUCGGCCCGUUUGACAUUGUCAAUGUGGCAACUCCGGAGCUUAUAGCUCAGGUGAUCCAACAGGAGGGCCGUUACCCUCUCCGAGCCGAGCUGCCUCACUGGAAGGAGUACCUGGACCUGAGAGGACAGGCCUACGGUCUGCAUGUAAACACAGGACUGGAGUGGUACAGAAUCCGCAGCGCCUUGAACCCCAAGAUGCUGAAGCUGCGGGAAGUGUCGGCCUACGCCCCCAUCAUCCACCAGGUGGUCGGAGAUCUGCUGCGACGCAUCGAGCUCCUCCGAAGUCGCAGUCAGGACCAGGCCACUGUUCCAGAUAUGGCUGCGGAGCUCUACAAGUUCGGCUUUGAAGGUAUCUCCUCCAUCUUGUUUGAGACCCGGAUGGGCUGCCUGCAGGAGGAGAUUCCCCAGGACACACUGCGCUUCAUCACCGCCGUAAAUGACAUGCUGACGCUGUCCGAGACUGUGGUCCUUUUCCCACGCUGGAGCCGCGGUCUCCUCCCCUUCUGGAAACGCUUCGUUCAGGCCUGGGACGACCUCUUUAACGUAGCCAAGACCCUCAUCGACAGGAGAAUUGCAGAAAUUGAAGCUCAGGUGUGCAGAGGCGAGCAGGCGGAGGGCAUGUAUCUGACCUACCUGCUGUCCUCUGACAAGCUGACCACAGCCGAGGUCUACAUCAGCAUCACUGAGCUGCUGCUGGGAGGAGUCGACACGACCUCCAACACCUUGUCGUGGGCGUUGUACCAUUUGGCCAGGGACCGUCCGGCUCAGGGCCGACUGUACGAUGAGGUGAACUCUGUGUGUCCGGACCGACAGGAGCCAACCACAGACAACCUGAGCAGGAUGCCCUACCUGAAAGCCGUCAUAAAGGAGACGCUACGCCUUUAUCCAGUGGUACCUGGAAACGGACGCUUUGUUUCAGAGAACGAGGUGGUUGUGGACAAAUACUGGUUCCCAAAGAAGACUCAGUUCCACCUUUGUCAUUACGCAGCCUGUCACAGUGAAGCAGAGUUUGUAAACGCAGAGCUCUUCCUCCCCGAGCGGUGGCUCCGUCCUGAGGUGACCGGCAGUGGCUGCGUCAGGGCGACGCCGGGCUCCUACCAGCAUCACCCGUACAGCUUCAUCCCCUUCGGUGUCGGGGUGCGAGCCUGUGUGGGGAAGAGACUGGCGGAGAUGGAGAUGUACUUUGCUCUGUCCAGGAUCAUGCAGCACUAUGAGGUCCAGCCAGACGUUGGUGCACCAGUCGUGGAGCCUAAAACUCGAACCCUGCUCAUCCCUGCAAAGCCCAUAAACCUGCGCUUCCUGCCCAGAACCUGAAAGGCGCCGCUGAGGGUCAACAGCGCAACGCGAGUCCAUCAAAACUCCUAAUUUCUUCAGGGAGUGUUGUGACAUGUUUAACUUCGCUGGACGGUAACCAGAGUUACAAAGAUCUCUUUCCACCCACGCUGCUUUUUAUAAAACAGAGCCACGUUUUCUUCUUCUCGAGUUACAUUUUUAACCAGCUCAGGUCUUUAGCUGAAGCCACGCCAUUCUUGCCAGAGACAUUCUUUUACUGAUCUCUUCUACUGGAGUUAAGUAUAUUCAGCACAAAUCAAAUGACUAAUUCCAGUUAUAUAUAAUUAUAUGUAACUUGAUGAUACCAAUGACUGAUACGCCUACAGAUCACCUCCGACCCCUCACAUCCUGUUCAUCACCUCUUCCAGCUCCUUCUCUCAGCGUAUACUUUGCACAGACAUGUUUAUUGCGGACGUGCGAUUUCUAUCUACCUUCAAGCUGAUGUGACAAAUCUAUUUUGAAAUUUAAACAAAGAGCUGUGUGUGUGGAGAACAAAGGGCACACUGCCCCCCUCUGACAGCGAGGUGGUGAUGACACCAUGCAUUUCUGUUUUUAUACCUGUAGAAGUCAUAUUUGUGGUUGUAUUUAGUGUUGAAUUUGUCUUUUUGUUCACCACUGUCAAAUUUAUUUAAGUCUAUUUUUAAGUCCUCUCAGAGGAGGUAGGAGGCAAGAUGGGAGGUAGGACAGAAAAGAGGAAGCAUUGAAGGAAACAAAAAGGCAGAGGCAGGAGGUAAAAAAUAAAGUUAAAGCUCAUUUGACAAGAGCAGAAGUUAUAAACAUUUUGAUUGUCUUUGCACACGAUUUUUAAAAAUAACAGUGAUUUAACAACAACGUCAGUAAUAUGUUCUCUGUUAGACCAUAAUCUCUGUAACUCUAAAUCUUUACUCAGUCACUCUGAUAUUCUAUCAUGAUAUCACUUUAAAAUUCCUUUAUAUGUAGUUUUGAUGAAGAUGCAUGCAAUUCUUCUAAACGUAUUUUAAUAUGUAUUUUUUAAGCUGCUGCACAAAUAAAAAGUUAUAUUUUCAACGCACAGCCUCGCCUCUCUAGGCCUACUCUGUUUAGGAGAGAAAAGAACAAGAAGAAAACAACAAAUAUGAGUUAAAGAUGUUCAGUGACUACAUAAAAUAAAAGCUCACAAUUGUGGGUCCCUUCAGUUGACUUAAGACAGUUUCUCCGCAGCCCUCUGCAAAAAGAAAUCUUCUUUAUUUGUUCAUUGAGCUGCAGUAAAUUAAAAGUUCAGUGUCGCCCA